Theileria parva strain Muguga is the source of this 2237-nucleotide messenger RNA. RefSeq lists its product as uncharacterized. The transcript is spliced from 2 exons. Bases 1 to 2229 code for a protein of 742 amino acids. The record is from RefSeq and is a predicted model, not a curated record. Lineage: Eukaryota; Apicomplexa; Aconoidasida; Piroplasmida; Theileriidae.
AUGGAGAUAAAUAUUUUGUGUAAAUGUGUGAUAAUUUGUGUUCUAGUGAGCUCAGUGUGUGGUGCUAGCUUCGAUCAAGAAUCAAGCCUAUCCAACGAUUCUGACGAUUCUGACUAUUGUGACGAGUAUUUACCGUACAAUCCCGUGACUGAUAGACCAGAAUUCCUAGAAUUUGACCUGAACAACAAUAAUAGUGUGAACAAAGUCGACUGUCAGGUUAGCCAGACAAACUAUGACCAGUGCCGAAAUUGUAAGGCUAAAAAAGGCUAUGCCUUUAAUAAAGUCAUUAGAACCAAAGGUUCCUCAUUUGGCUUUGAUCAGGUGAUUUGGGAAUCACCCGAUGAAACUGUCUACGUCACUGAAGUUACGCUCUGUUCCAACGUUCUGAAUCGGAGAUACUUAGUAUUACUACUGUCGAAUGGUAAUUUCCUGUUAUUUGGCCGUGAGGACAGGGGUACUGAGUGGGUAAAUUUAACCUCCAGGAGGCUAAAUUUAUCCAACUUUAAACUCCUAACCUUUAAUGAGACGAUAAAUAAUUUAGUAGAACUGGAGCCUACAAAGUAUACAAAGGCGUUUAAUUACCUGACGCAAGUGUAUAAACUAAGGUCCAGAAUCGCAUGUUACGUUAUUAAGCUCCAGGAACAAGUGGUAUUUAACUACGACGAAGAUCCCGAAUUUGGCGCAGCUAAGCAAAUAUUAUUUAACCUCGAGACGGGGGAUCUAACCGUCAUAAACGUUGAAAAUGAUACUAAAAAGGUGAAAUAUAAUCAGUACAAAUGGACAUUACCGGAAACAGAUUGGACCACAGAAGUAACUGGGGAAGAUUUGACAUUACCAAGCACAGAAUUGACAUUACCAAACAAAGAAUUAACUACUGUGGGAACUGGAGAAGAGUUAAAUUUGCCAGAAGUUGAAAAAUUGAGAUUACCAGAGGCAAAUGACUUAGCUCCAGGUGUGCCUGGAGAUGAGUUAAAUUUACCAGAGCCUGAGCAACAAAAUCAAGUGCCAGAAUCUGCAGCUCCUGAACCAGAUUUAACACCUGAAACCACUGAAUCUACUCCAACACUAUCUGAACAACCUAAAGAGUCAGAACUAACAUCUCCUCCUGAAACAUCUGAACAACAUGUUCCGACACCUGAAACAUCUCUAGAGAAUGUUCCAACACCUGUAGAGAAUGUUCCCACAGGUGAAACCUUGUCUACUACUAAAGGUACAAAUUUGGUAAAUUAUGUGAGAGAGUUGAUACCGCAGUAUGGUCAGAGUGACUUUAAGUCCCCAGUAACCCUAGACUUAACUAGUAACAGUAGUGACACGAGCUAUAAAAUUGCCGAGUCAAAUUACUUUACAUACGUUCCCAAGACCAGAUUUAUCUUUAACAGAGUGGUUAAAUCGGGUAAAUUCGGGUCCCCGGAGCUAAUUUGGCAGGCGCCGGAUCAUCACCACUAUUCCCUGAUGGUGCAUGCAUAUUCAACUUCCUUACUCACUUGUGCGAAUAAUGUCACCAUCCUGAUGGUGAACGGGCAGACUUUGACACUGUGUAAAGUUGAAAAUGACUGGAUAGAGUUUGACAAAAUCACACUUGACAUUAGUGGGAACAAGAGCCUGGACGAGUUUGACUACUCUGUCAAAAACGGCUACGUAACUUUUACCGUCAAAUCUGGUUACUUUUUCAAGGAAAUUAUCCAGUCAAACUCGCUGCUACUGAAUAAAUCCAUCUGGAAAUCUGAAGACUAUGCGUUAAAAGUUAGACUAAACAAAAUCUCCUACGACCAGCAAUACAUAAUUUUACUGCUGAAAAGUGGUAAAUUCGUGGUAUUAAACAGGAUCGGUGAUACAAACGGGUGGCAUGACGUGACGUCACGGAGGCUAAACAUGGGAUUACUAAAGCUAUACGACGCCGGAGGAGAUCAAAUCUACCCCAGCCAGUACAUCAAAUCGCUCUAUCAUCUCUCAUACGCUUACUUUUUCAAAUUGGGUGUUAAAUGUUUUUCGAUAAAGCUGGGUGACAAGUUAAUAUAUAACCACGUGAGUGACCAGUGGUUAGGGUUCAUCCGGGGCAUUUUCCUGGACCUUGUAAAUAAUAAAUUAUAUAUAACGGACUUAACCGGUGAGAGGAAAGAUUUAGACAUUAAAGACAUGAUAUCAGACGAUAAAUACUUGAUCAAAUCUGAGCCUAAAAAUUUUCCAACACAUAAAGGACCCAUCUACUCCGCUAUUUAUCCCAUGUAAUUUCUUAC